This is a messenger RNA of Neomonachus schauinslandi (Hawaiian monk seal), 2153 nucleotides long. It is a transcript of the gene SYTL4, whose product is annotated as synaptotagmin like 4. Bases 1 to 2016 code for a protein of 671 amino acids. The record is from RefSeq and is a predicted model, not a curated record. Gene Ontology annotation, cellular component: exocytic vesicle; plasma membrane. The transcript is spliced from 16 exons. Lineage: Eukaryota; Metazoa; Chordata; Mammalia; Carnivora; Phocidae. Gene Ontology annotation, molecular function: phospholipid binding; neurexin family protein binding; small GTPase binding. Gene Ontology annotation, biological process: exocytosis; intracellular protein transport.
AUGUCAGAGAUACUUGAUCUCUCUUUUCUGUCUGAGGUGGAGAGGGAUUUGAUCCUCAGUGUUCUACAACGAGAUGAGGAGCUCCGGAAAGCAGAUGAGAAAAGGAUCAGGCGACUGAAGAAUGAGCUACUGGAGAUAAAAAGAAAAGGGGCCAAGAGGGGCAGCCAACACUAUGGCGAUCGGACCUGUGCCCGGUGCCAGGAGAGCCUGGGCCGUUUGACUCCCAAGACCAACACUUGUCGGGGUUGUAAUCACCUGGUGUGUCGGGACUGCCGCAUCCAGGAAAGCAAUGGUACCUGGAGGUGUAAGGUGUGCACCAAGGAAAUAGAGCUGAAGAAGGCAACUGGAGACUGGUUUUAUGACCAGAAAAUGAAUCGCUUUGCUUAUCACACAGGCAGUGAGAUAAUUAGGAUGUCCCUGCGCCGUAAGCCUGCAGUGAAUAAAAGGGAGAUGCUGGGACAGCCCCUUCUUCAUCAGUCACAGAUGGAUGAUACCUGGCCGGGAAGAAAGAUCAUUCAGGAGCAACAGAAGAAGCCCAGUGUGCCAUUUGAAGUGCCCAAGCCGAAAAGUGGAAAGAGUGCACUGGAGGCCGAGAGCGAGAGUCUGGAUAGCUACACAGCUGACUCGGAUAGCCUGUCAAGGAGAGACUCUCUGGAUAAAUCUGGCCUCUUUCCAGAAUGGAAGAAGAUGUCUGCCCCUGCACCUCAAGUGGAAAAGGAAACUCAGCCUGGGGGUCAAAAUGUGAUAUCUGUUGAUGAGGGUGAGAUGAUAUUUAAGAAGAACACCAGAAAAGUCCUCAGGCCUUCAGAAUAUACUAAAUCUGUGAUUGAUCUUCGCCCGGAAGAUGUGGGACAUGAAAGUGGCUCCUUGGGAGACAGAAGCAAAUCUGUCCCAGGCCUCAGUGUAGAUAUGGAGGAGGAAGAGGAAGAAGAAGACAUUGACCAUCUGGUGAAGCUGCAUCGCCAGAAGCUAGCCAGGAGCAGCAUGCGAAGUGGUUCCUCCAUGAGUACAAUUGGCAGCAUGAUGAGCAUCUAUAGUGAAGCUGGUGACUUUGGCAACAUCUUUGUGACUGGCAAGAUUGCCUUUUCCCUGAAGUAUGAGUGGCAAACACAGACUCUGGUCAUCCACGUGAAAGAGUGCCACCAGCUGGCGUACGCUGAUGAAGCUAAGAAGCGCUCUAACCCAUACGUGAAGACUUACCUUCUGCCUGACAGGUCCCGCCAAGGAAAAAGAAAAACCAGCAUCAAGCGGGACACCACCAAUCCACUGUAUGAUGAGACCCUCAGAUAUGAGAUCCCAGAAUCUCUUCUGGCCCAGAGGACUUUGCAGUUCUCAGUUUGGCAUCAUGGUCGUUUUGGCAGAAACACUUUCCUUGGAGAGGCAGAGGUUCAGAUGGAUUCCUGGAAGCUUGAUAAGAAACUGGAUCAUUGCCUCCCUUUACACGGAAAGAUCAGUGCUGAGUCCCCGACUGGCUUGCCAUCACACAAAGGCGAGUUGGUGGUUUCAUUGAAAUACAUCCCAGCCUCCAAACUCCCUGUUGGAGGUGACCGGAAAAAGAGUAAAGGUGGGGAAGGGGGAGAGCUCCAGGUGUGGAUCAAAGAAGCCAAGAAUCUGACAGCUGCCAAAUCAGGAGGGACUUCAGACAGCUUUGUCAAGGGAUACCUCCUUCCCAUGAGGAACAAGGCCAGUAAGCGUAAAACUCCUGUGAUGAAGAAGACCCUGAAUCCCCACUACAACCACACAUUUGUCUACAAUGGUGUGAGGCUGGAAGAUCUACAGCACAUGUGCCUGGAACUGACAGUGUGGGACCGGGAGCCCCUGGCCAGCAAUGACUUCCUGGGCGGGGUCAGGCUGGGUGUUGGCACUGGGAUCAGUAAUGGGGAAGUGGUGGACUGGAUGGACUCGACUGGGGAAGAAGUGAGCCUGUGGCAGAAGAUGCGACAGUACCCAGGGUCUUGGGCAGAAGGGACUCUGCAGCUGCGUUCCUCGAUGGCCAAGCAGAAGCUGGGCUUAUGAGUCCCUGUCCUUCUCUGCAGGUCCAGCCCUGUCCAGGGCAAGUUGGAGGAAGUGAAGAAACCAAGAGCAAAGAUUUAUAAUUUUGUGUGUGUGUGUGUGCACGUGUGUGUGUUAUGUAUGUGUGUGUAUAAACAUGU